AUGGAGCUGCUCCGGGUGCUGCUGGCUGCCGCUCUGCUCCCGCUCCUGCCCCUUGGCAGGGCAGCUGUACCACUGCCUACACUGACCCAGCCAUUGAGCAUGGUGGUGGCUGGACAGCGCCGGCAGCUGGUGGUGUGUGUGGUGAGAGACCUGGCUCCCAGUUCUGGCCAUGCUGUUUGGAUCUCUGGUGGGAAUGGUAGCAUCCUGCAGUCCUUUGCCUAUGGGGCCUCCCGGGAGGAUGGCGGCACCGUCUGCUCCGUCUCCCUCCUUUCCAGUGACCCCCAGCGUGAGAGGGAACUUGCCUGCCAUGUGGGGGCCAACAGGACCUCCCCAUCCCACAGCUCCAGCCCCAUCCGCAUCACGGGCAACGAGGAGGCAGCAGAGCUGUGUAGCACAGCUGUGUCAUCAGCCCCUGCCUUGGCAGUGCUGCUUAUGGCUGUCCGUGUGGUGUUGCUGAAAGUCUUGCUCUCUGAUGCUGUUCUCACUUCCCUUCUCCUCGCCCAGAGCUGAGGGCAUGGGCAACUGCCCACGCCUCAAGGGUAAGUCCUGGUUUGGUGUAGGGGUGUGGAAGUCACUGGAAAUGUUCUGGAGACUAGAGAGGGGACUCCCAAAGG
This is a messenger RNA of Lonchura striata (white-rumped munia), 614 nucleotides long. It is a transcript of the gene PTCRA, whose product is annotated as pre T cell antigen receptor alpha. The record is from RefSeq and is a predicted model, not a curated record. NCBI's taxonomy places the organism in Eukaryota, Metazoa, Chordata, Aves, Passeriformes, Estrildidae.